Messenger RNA from Betta splendens (Siamese fighting fish), 4171 nucleotides. Its product is annotated as transcription factor HES-2-like. Bases 2900 to 3709 code for a protein of 269 amino acids. The record is from RefSeq and is a predicted model, not a curated record. Gene Ontology annotation, molecular function: protein dimerization activity; RNA polymerase II cis-regulatory region sequence-specific DNA binding; DNA-binding transcription factor activity, RNA polymerase II-specific. Gene Ontology annotation, cellular component: nucleus. Gene Ontology annotation, biological process: regulation of transcription by RNA polymerase II; anterior/posterior pattern specification; regulation of neurogenesis. Lineage: Eukaryota; Metazoa; Chordata; Actinopteri; Anabantiformes; Osphronemidae. The transcript has 3 exons.
AAAAAUUGAGAUGGCUCAACACAACUGUUUGAAGAUGUUUUUUUAGCUUAACUUGAGUUGACUACUGCAGUCUCACACCUGCCAUAAAACGUGUUGGGUGCACAUCACCUUCAACCAAUCAAGUCCCUGAGACUCAGAUUUUUUAAACAAGCCUCAUAGGUUUUAGAUAUGUGACUUUCUGUUAAUCGGUUAAUCAGUGGAUGUCUGGAAAUAGAAAAACGAGGAAUAUGCUGAAUAAAACACCCUGAAACUGUGGUGCUGUCCCUUUGUUCAGAAGGCAUGUUGUAAAUAGGUUUUCUUUGAUUUGUUCAUCGUAAACUUUGCCAACCCAACUAAUUUUCAGUGCGGCUUGAAUAGUUGGAGUGCAACCUGCAGCAGAUAUGAGACUUCAGUUUGGGACUUCAGGUACAUGAGGCACCUUGGACAGUUUUCAUCUGCUGAAAUAUACUUUUCAGUUCCAUGGACAGUGAUGACCAGGAGUCACAAAGCCACAGACUUGGCCUCAUGCAGGGACAUGAGCGACUCCAGACGUCAAAUGUGCAGAGGAGUGAGCCCAGAGGUAAAGAAAAGGCUGUUUGUGAGAAUGAUGCUAAAUUGUCAGUGAAGUUGAGGAAGCUGUUGAUGUUGGAGCUGGAACAUAUGGACAGACCACAUUUCUACUGGGAAUAGAACCUAAAGUAAUUAGGAAUUUAAUGUAUGGUGUGGAAACACUGCUGUCAGAUGAGUUUAGUUACUGUUCUGUUUGCUUUGUUAUCCUUUUUCUGGACAAUACUGCUUAUCAUCCCCCCACUCUUACACGAUGAUGUACGCGGAUCUGUUAUUUUGCAGUCUGCAGGGCUUCACGGAGCCCUGAAGGAGACGAUGUUGUCGGUAAAGUCCAGUCCGUCGACGCUUUUAGUUUCACGCCUCACUGGUCCUGCAUGUGCAGACUCCAUCUGUCUGAACGCCGUGGCUCGUGUCAGUCUCAUGCCGGUUAUACCUCCACAUUCUGACUUCAGAUCAGAAGUUUAUUCAUUGACAUAUUUCAGUUUAAGAGACACUGUAAACGUGAAUUACAUGUAUAUGAUCCCUUCAGAUUUUGAUCCAAGUUAGUUUUGCCCAGAUAUUUUAUUCGGUGCCGCGUGUAACUGAAUGAAAACAAAGACUCCGAGCAUAUUUUUUUCUGGAAACUCUUGGUGGCUCCACUCUCCUUCUUUCAACAAAGGAUCACUGUGCUUAAUUUGCACAGAUGGAUACCCACGCUGAAACCUGGACAAAAAGGCUCCCAACCGAAGUCCGCCUUGGACUUUUUUUCCGUGCGCUCCUCUUGGAGAGCCCGUUCCCAGGCUGGACUUGAUGGCAGUUAUUUGGGGUCCCAUGGGGCAGAACGCGUGCAGCAGCGUUUGAAAAAGCCAAGAGCUUAUACCCUCAAGCUACAGCUUGCAGGCGAAGAACAGCAUCGCCCCCGUCAACGCAGUGAGCUCGAUGAGCUGCAAAACUCUUUCCGAAUGUGGUGCGAAAGACGCGAGGUCUGCUUAAUGAGCAACCGAAUAAAGCUCUGUCUAACGGAUUAUAGUCACACAAUUUAUGGAUCCUAUGGAUUUUAAUGAACAUUGUUGCUCUUAAGUAGUGUUGUUUUGUUCCUUUGAAUAUCAUUUUAGCGGCAUUGGUUAAUUGACAUAUAACCGCAUCGUUGUGUUUAUGUGAUCAAGACCUCCCCAAAAGAAACAAGCAACUAAAGCAUCGCUAAGGCGCGUAGCUGGUGAGGGCAAGGACAGGAACCAGCAGCCGCGGUCAGGUCCGGGAUGCUGAUGGGAGCAGCAGUGAGAGGUUGGGAGGGGGUGGUGUGUGGCGACCGAGGAGGGAGGGAGGGGGUUCCCAUCUGCCGCGUGGUUGUGGCGCGUGCCGAACGCGUGAAUCCCAGUGGCAGCCCACAGCCCUGUUUGGUUCAAUGAGGGGCUGCAGACACUGUCUAUGGGAAGAUGCGAAAAUAAAAGGCGCUCAGCGCACGUUUCUAACCAUCAGGCGCUACGUUAUAUGGUCGUGUCACUUCAAACGUCAGAUGUGAUUCGUUAAAUUAUAAACCAGGCGCGUCCACCGUGUCAUCCUCCACGCAGCCGCUCUUUAUAUGAACAGUGUGAGUCUUUGUACACACACACACACACACACACACACACACACACACACACACACACACACACACACACACACACACACACACACACACACACACACACACACACACACACACACACACACACACGUACGUCCAUCCUCUCUUUGCAGUGGCUCCAUCAGACUCCACCCCCUCCCAAAUGCUCCAGGCUCCAGGUAGACACUGUUGUUGAAAUUGGAAGCAAACUGUUGGGGGAGCAUAAACAGAUGUUAAUCCAUACAUAGCGUGGCUUGGGUCUCUGCUUUAUUAAUUUCCACGAAUAGAUUAGUCCUGCCACCUCCGAAUCUCUCCUCUGGUUCUCGUCCCUUUGUUGUGACGGGUCGGAAAGUCUUGUCUAUAAGCAACGAUAAAAACAUCAACAAAGUGUAUUUCUCCUUUUUAACUAGAGCAUUUUAACUUGUUUGAUCGAAAUCUAUUAUUUUACAUAGUUGCAACAUGUGUAGUCAAACAAAACUGUUAUCUGGAUAAUUUGCUUAUUUGGUUGGGGUACAUUUUUAAAACAGACAAAAAUAAACUGAUAAAUUUAUUAAAAUAAUUGAAAAAACGCUCAAUCCUAAUUGAAAAACUACUAGACGUUAGUUGUUUGUAGUAACUGCGCGUUGGGGGAAUCCCACGUGCCUGUAGCUUGCGUGCCUCGUUUAAGCUUGGGUUGGACGUUAAGGCUUUAAAAUUUUAAACGCAAUAAAACAAAACGUCGUGUAACCCCGCAUACCAGCGGUGACGACAGGGGCCCAGUGGGACCAGAUGGUCCAGACGGGACCCUCCGGUCACGUCCCAAAGGCAUCGCCCCCGGUGUCAGACCUCAGCGCUGCGGCUCGCGCCCCCUCCCCCCCGACGCUCCCCACCCGCAUAAAUAGGAGGCCCCUCGCACUCUGCCGCACAGUCAAGCGCAGCCGCUGCACGAGCGAGCGUCUCCCCCGCAAAGCACGUCAACCCGCCGAAGACGAAAUGAGUCCCAGCAUCACUAGCGAGGCCGUCCGGCCGUUCCCUGCCCGGUCCACCGUGGCCCAGAGGAAGCAAGCCAACGAAAUGAGAAAGACUCUCAAACCGUUGCUGGAGAAGAGAAGACGAGCCCGUAUCAACGACAGCCUCAGUCACCUGAAGAGCCUGAUUCUGCCGCUCGUUGGCAAAGACAACGCGCGUUACUCCAAGCUGGAGAAAGCGGACAUUCUGGAAAUGACCGUCCGCUUCCUCCGAGACCUUCCGUCCGCUCCAGUCAAAGACUCCGCAGACAGUUACAGAGACGGCUACAAAGCGUGCCUCCAGCGCGUGUCCGCCCUGCUCCCGAAAACCAGCGCGGACCGAGGCGCGUGCCAGCGCGUCAGCGACUUCAUCCAGCAGUCCAUGUCCGCGAGCGUCACGCCGGCCUGCCGGAACUGCUGCGCGCACAGCUCCAGGAGCCUCCCUCAGAUCCAGCAGCGCAUCCAGAGCCUCAAAUCCAGCUUCGGCUCCAGACCGGAGACUCAGGUCCGCGGCGGCAGCGCGGCGGCGGCGCCGGGCGGAGCGCAGCCAGGCCCGCAGUCCGUCAGCUCUGCGAUGUGGAGGCCGUGGUAGAUUAGACGGACAUUCAAUUCACGAGUCGUGUUUAUUUUUCAUUUCUAUUAUUGUAGUCGUUGUGAUUAAGAACAAUAGUUUUGAAGAUGAUGUAUAAUAUUUUUCUUCAGUAUUUGGCCCAUUUCUGCCAGAGGGCACACGAGCACAGAUCUUAUAGAAGCUGUAUGAGUCUAUGGGCUUUUUAAUAUGCAAUCCUCUUUGGGGUGUCAAAGAUAUGGGUUGUAGACAACACUUUUGUAAAACCCCAAGGGUUAUUUUGUUUGAGGUUUGCACGAGGGGCUUAAAAGUAUUUUGGUCUGUGCAACAGUUUUGUCUGUAAACACUAUGUGUUAAAUAGGAUUUAUUUUUGUUUAUUGAUGUCGAGAAAACAAGCUUUGUCAAAUAAUGUCUUUUUGAUUAAAAUGAAUAUAAUUGUCAUUUUGUCAGCUCUGUCAUUUAAGAGUUUUAAUAAAUGCAUGCUCC